Messenger RNA from Gongylonema pulchrum, 168 nucleotides. The record is from the annotation of a GenBank genome assembly. Lineage: Eukaryota; Metazoa; Nematoda; Chromadorea; Rhabditida; Gongylonematidae.
AUGAUGAAGAACGGCGGCGGCUCGAAGCGACGGCCGCAACAGCGGCGCCCGGGGACAUCUGAUGACGAGGAAGUAUGCGUUACCGCGGACGACCAGCAGCUGAUCAAUCGUUUCGCGAGACUUCACCAGAAAUCCAUGGAAAUUAAGGUAGGUUCUGUCAUGCAGUAA